Molecule: messenger RNA, 369 nt
Organism: Aspergillus tubingensis
Lineage: Eukaryota; Fungi; Ascomycota; Eurotiomycetes; Eurotiales; Aspergillaceae
Exons: 1
Coding region: 1-369 (122 amino acids)
Source: RefSeq, a predicted model, not a curated record
AUGCUGUAUGGGUAUGCGGCGCUUGCGAACUCUACAGCGGAUGCGUCGUCGGGGAAUAGUACGUGUACUUCGUCGAAUUCGUCGGCCUCGGUGGCAUCUUCUUCGGCCUCUUCGUCUUCCUCCUCGUCUUCCGCGGGGCGGGAUACAGCCAUCGGUGUUGGAGUUGGGGUCCCUCUGGGCGUCAUUGCGGGUGCUUCGCUUGUGUGGGCGUUUUGGGAGAGGAAGGAGAGGAAACGGAUGCAGAGAUCCGGUGGUAGUGUUGAUGGCAACCUGGCAAUGGAGCAGGGGUACUCUGCGCCCAUGGUGAAGACACAGCGACCGCCAGUUGAGUUGGAAGUCAAUGGUGCGAGGCAUGAGCUGGUAUCAUGA